AAAAAAAACUAAUGAGAUAUUCCGUAUAUAUAUUAUAUGCAUGAUACGCUCAACAGCAAUAAUAUAUCAAGUCAAGCAAACCGUACAAUUACAGAAUGAGAUAUAUAUCAAGCUAUUUCAUCGAAAAUUAUAUAUGGAUUGGUACGAUCGAAGUUACGUUGUUUAUUCAACCUAGGAUAGCCAUCGCACGCUGAAGAGCCACUCGUUCAACAACAAUAAUUAUCCGUCGACGAUCUGACGCGAAUGGAUGGACACAACAAGCGAUACAAUAAAGGUACGCACAGUACGAUGUACGUGGGGGUUCGUUUCUCAUCGUUAUUCUUUAGAAUGAAAAGACAUUCUUUCUAGUCCAUACGUUCUAACACGAAGAAUUUUAUUUUAGUAUUUACAAAUAAUAAUAAUAAAAAAAAAGACGAACUAUAAUCUUUAAAUAAUAGAGAUAAUCAAAACGCAAACAUAAUUACAUAUUUAUUACUUUGAUCGAUAUUCUAACGAUAAGAUUCCGAUAUUCUUCUUAAAAAGAAAGAAAAAGAGAGAGAGAGGGGAGGAGGGAGUAAACAAACAAACAUGUAUUUUCUGAUCAGAAAAGAAUUUUAUGAUAAUACUAUUUGCGAAGAAAAUAUUUUACCGGUGGAACGUGUAAAACGUGUAGAAGGAACCACUGAAGAAACUAAAAUGCACGCGAAAUGGAAUAAACAUGAGAACAGGAAACGAGGAAAUGUUAAAGUAAGCAAUAUUAAAAACGAAAAUAUGACAGUGAACAGGACGAUUGUGAAUAGCGAUAUCUUUCAAGCUCUUUUUCCUGUUUAUCAUAUCAGCAAGGUGUGUGGUUUGCUUCCAGUUCGUUUCACGAAACAAGCUCAUGGCCGAUACCAAGGUCAUUUGGAAGUUUUCGAUGUAAUUUACUGCAUAUUACUUCUUGGAGUUAUCAUGGGUUUAGAAGUUUGGGGUCUAUGGCGAGAAAUGAAAGAUGGCUGGGAAAAUAGUAUCAGACUAAAAUCUCAUUCAGCUGUAAUACCAACUUGUAGUGAUAUUCUUGGAGUAAUAAUACUGGCUAUUAUUGCUGUAUUAGGUUCGCCAUUUCGCUGGAAACACGGACAGAUUGUUCUUAAUAAGUUGUCCGAGAUCGACGAAACAUUGGGUAUCGUUGAACCGAAGAAAACUCGUAGAUAUACCAUUGUCCUAUUCGCUUGCGCUCUUACCUAUCUUGUUAUAAUAACGAGUCUCGAUAUGUGUUGGUGGGAUCACUAUUCAAAGGCAAAUAAAAAAAUGAGUGACAAGGGUCCGAUCAACUAUAUGCCUAUUUAUUUCAUGUAUAUGAUCAUCAUUAUAUUGGAAAUCCAAUAUAGUCUUAUCACAUACAACGUGUGUCAGAGAUUUGUGAGACUUAACAAAUGUCUCGAAGGUAUUUUAAAGACAGGCAAGGUGACCGAUCAUUUUAGAAAAGAUCUUGGCUUGGCCGGUGAUAUUAAAACUCGAGAACAACCAGCUUCGUACAUUCGUAUAUCCAAGGCCUUAGAAUGGUAUCCCGUUGGAUUUGAAACGAAAAAUUUUGCAAAUUAUAUAGCUCAACUCGUGACAGUGCACUCGUCUCUAUGCGAUACGGUUUCUUCUAUAAAUAAUGCCUUCGGUCUCGUAAUGGUAGUAAUCACGCUUACCUGCCUCUUGCAUUUGAUUAUUACACCCUAUUUUCUAAUAGAUGAAGUCAAUGGAAAUCGCCAAUGGUUAUCCAUCAUAGAUCAAACUUUGUGGUGCAUCUUACAUGUCACGAGAAUGCUUAUAAUCAUACAACCUACUUAUUCCACUACCAUUCAGGCAAAAAAGACAGCCGUUCUCGUUAGUCAACUGCUUUCUUCUAAUCCAGAUGUGGAAUGUAGAAAACACUUGGAGGUUUUUUCGCUUCAAAUACUACAUCGACCUUUGGACUUUAGUGCUUGUGGACUUUUCUCUUUAGAUAGAUCUCUCGUUACUUCGAUUGCCGGCGCGGUGACGACAUAUCUCGUAAUUCUCAUACAAUUUCAAAAAGAAGAUACUACGAAAGACGAUGUAGAUAACAUUUUGAAAAAUGCUACGCAAAUUUUGAAAAAUGCCUCGUCUCUUCAUAAUUUCACAACGAUCAAACAUAAUAAUACAUAAAUGUUCUUGUGAUUUUUUUUUUUACAGACGUUAUAAGUAAGUAAGUAUUACAUACACCAUUGACGUCUUCGUUUAAUUAAUAAAUUGAAUUAACUUUGUACGUUCCAAUAGAGUCAAAUAAUGCUCAUUUCGGUAUCCAUUUAUAUGGACAUAGUCAAUUGAAAUAGGCAUACGGUAAUUAUAUAAAUAUAGGCAUGCGGCAGUUAUACAAAUAGUUUAUAUAAAUACAAUAUUCUGUCCACUUUUAA
This is a messenger RNA of Vespa crabro (European hornet), 2384 nucleotides long. RefSeq names its product gustatory receptor for sugar taste 43a-like. The record is from RefSeq and is a predicted model, not a curated record. The transcript has 9 exons. Bases 568 to 2136 code for a protein of 522 amino acids. Gene Ontology annotation, biological process: sensory perception of taste. Gene Ontology annotation, cellular component: neuronal cell body; dendrite; membrane. Lineage: Eukaryota; Metazoa; Arthropoda; Insecta; Hymenoptera; Vespidae.